Molecule: messenger RNA, 4118 nt
Organism: Elephantulus edwardii (Cape elephant shrew)
Lineage: Eukaryota; Metazoa; Chordata; Mammalia; Macroscelidea; Macroscelididae
Gene: ATP2B4
Product: ATPase, Ca++ transporting, plasma membrane 4
Exons: 21
Coding region: 384-4118 (1244 amino acids)
Biological process (GO): regulation of cytosolic calcium ion concentration; calcium ion transmembrane transport
Cellular component (GO): membrane; intracellular membrane-bounded organelle
Molecular function (GO): ATP binding; ATP hydrolysis activity; PDZ domain binding
Source: RefSeq, a predicted model, not a curated record
GCUGGUUGUUGCUAAGAUUGCCUCCAUAGUAACAUCCACAUCCUGUUUACACCUCAAUAUGGCUGAGGCUGUCUGAAGUAGGAACCUACCUAUCCUGGACAACCACUUCCAUCACCACUUGGGGACGCCAAUCAUCGUGACACGUGGUCCGGCUUCUACUCCCUUCCCCCAUUCUCUUCCUGCCCUGGCUGCCACACUUCAUAUACAAGAGAGGAUCAGGGCUUGGAGCUGCUGCUCUGAAGUUUAUUGCACAAGAUACAGCUGGUCUGAUUCCUAACUGGGUCCCAAAAGAAGCAAGAAGCAAGGGGCAAGAAGGCAAAAGGCCCCUGCUCAGUUGAAGGAAAACUCUUCUCUGGUUGAGGGGCUUGUUGACAGCAGGCAGAAUGACGAACCCAGCAGAACAUGCCUUGGUGGCCAACUCAAUGGUUGACAGCCGUGAAGGGGACUUUGGCUGCACAGUAAUGGACCUGAGGAAGCUCAUGGAGCUGCGUUCGAAUGAUGCAAUGAACCAGAUCCGCAACCACUAUGGAGAUGUACAGAAUAUCUGCAGUAGACUAAAAACAUCCCCUGUGGAAGGUCUAUCCGGGAACCCCGCCGAUCUGGAGAAACGUCGGCAGGUAUUUGGGCAGAACUUUAUCCCCCCCAAAAAGGCCAAGACCUUCUUAGAAUUAGUGUGGGAAGCGCUUCAGGACGUCACCCUGAUCAUCCUGGAGAUUGCGGCCAUCAUCUCCCUGGUCCUGUCCUUCUACCGCCCCCCUGGGGGAGACAAUGAACAGUGUGGUGAGAGCACAGGGACCCCAGAAGAUGAAGGGGAAGCAGAAGCCGGCUGGAUCGAGGGCGCAGCUAUCCUAUUCUCAGUGCUCAUCGUGGUGCUAGUGACGGCCUUCAAUGACUGGAGCAAAGAGAAGCAAUUCCGAGGUCUGCAGAGCCGCAUUGAGCAGGAGCAAAAGUUUGCCAUUAUCCGAAAUGGCCAGCUCAUCCAGCUUCCUGUGGCUGAGAUUGUGGUGGGCGAUAUCGCCCAAAUCAAAUAUGGCGACCUGCUGCCUGCAGAUGGGAUCCUGAUCCAGGGGAAUGAUUUGAAGAUUGACGAGAGUUCUCUGACUGGGGAGUCAGACCAUGUCAAGAAAUCCUUGGACAAAGACCCCAUGCUGCUCUCAGGCACCCAUGUCAUGGAAGGUUCUGGCCGGAUGGUAGUGACUGCUGUUGGUGUCAACUCUCAGACUGGCAUCAUCUUCACCCUCCUGGGGGCCAGCGAGGGAGAAGGGGAAGAGAAGAAGAAGAAAGGUAAAAAACAAGGAGUCCCUGAAAAUCGCAACAAAGCAAAGACCCAGGAUGGAGUGGCCCUGGAGAUCCAACCACUCAACAGCCAGGAAGGGGUUGACAGUGAAGAAAAGGAGAAAAAGGCAGCCAAGAUGCCCAAGAAAGAGAAGUCGGUGUUGCAGGGCAAGCUGACGCGCUUGGCUGUCCAGAUCGGGAAAGCAGGUCUGAUCAUGUCUGCUAUCACCGUUCUCAUCCUGAUUUUCUACUUCGUGAUUGACAACUUCGUGGUGAAGCAGAGGCCGUGGCUGGCUGAGUGCACACCCAUCUACAUCCAGUACUUUGUCAAGUUCUUCAUCAUCGGUGUCACUGUGCUUGUGGUGGCUGUGCCAGAGGGGCUGCCCCUGGCUGUCACCAUCUCCCUAGCCUACUCCGUGAAGAAAAUGAUGAAAGACAAUAACCUUGUACGGCACUUGGACGCCUGUGAGACCAUGGGCAACGCCACAGCCAUUUGCUCUGACAAGACGGGCACAUUGACCAUGAACCGCAUGACUGUGGUGCAGGCCUACAUCGGGGGCACCCGCUACCAAAAGAUCCCAAGUCCAGAUGUCCUCCCGCCCAAGGUCCUGGACUUGAUCGUCAAUGGCAUUUCUAUCAACAGUGCCUAUACCUCAAAGAUUAUGCCUCCAGAAAAGGAGGGAGGCCAGCCUCGGCAAGUGGGUAACAAGACUGAGUGUGCGCUGCUGGGCUUUGUCACAGACCUGAAGCAGGACUACCAUGCGGUGCGCAGCGAGGUGCCCGAGGAGAAGCUCUACAAGGUGUACACCUUCAACUCCGUGCGCAAGUCCAUGAGCACGGUCAUCAAGACGCCCGAGGGCGGCUUCCGCAUGUACAGCAAGGGCGCCUCCGAGAUCAUCUUGCGCAAGUGUAAUCGAAUGCUGAACAAGGAAGGGGAAGUGAUGCCUUUCAAGAGCAAGGACCGAGACGACAUGGUGCGCACUGUCAUCGAGCCCAUGGCCUGCGAGGGCCUCCGCACUAUCUGCAUAGCCUACCGCGAUUUCAAUGACGCAGAGCCUGUGUGGGACAACGAGAACGAAAUCCUCACUGAGCUCACCUGCAUUGCAGUGCUGGGCAUCGAGGACCCCGUGCGCCCAGAAGUGCCGGACGCUAUUGCCAAAUGCAAGCGAGCUGGCAUUACCGUCAGAAUGGUGACAGGUGACAACAUCAACACAGCCCGAGCCAUCGCCACCAAAUGCGGCAUCCUGACCCCUGGAGAUGACUUCCUGUGCUUAGAAGGCAAAGAAUUCAACAGGCUCAUUCGUAAUGAGAAGGGCGAGGUAGAACAAGACAAGCUUGACAAGAUCUGGCCAAAGCUCCGCGUCCUGGCGCGAUCUUCACCCACUGACAAGCACACACUGGUGAAAGGCAUCAUUGACAGCACUGUUGGGGAUCAGCGGCAAGUUGUGGCUGUCACUGGUGACGGCACUAAUGACGGGCCAGCUCUGAAGAAAGCAGAUGUUGGUUUUGCCAUGGGCAUUGCAGGCACGGAUGUCGCAAAGGAGGCAUCAGAUAUCAUUCUGACAGAUGACAACUUCACCAGCAUCGUGAAGGCAGUGAUGUGGGGUCGGAACGUCUAUGAUAGCAUCUCCAAGUUCCUUCAGUUCCAGCUCACUGUCAAUGUCGUGGCCGUGAUCGUGGCCUUCACCGGAGCCUGUAUCACUCAGGAUUCUCCACUGAAAGCCGUGCAGAUGUUGUGGGUUAAUCUCAUCAUGGACACCUUUGCCUCCCUGGCCCUGGCCACAGAGCCCCCAACCGAUUCUCUGCUGAAGCGCCGCCCCUAUGGUCGAAACAAGCCCUUGAUCUCACGUACUAUGAUGAAGAAUAUCUUGGGACACGGAGUGUAUCAGCUCACUGUCAUCUUCCUCCUUGUCUUUGCCGGUGAGAAAUUCUUUGACAUUGACAGUGGGAGAAACGCACCUCUACACUCACCACCCAGCCAACACUACACUAUUGUUUUUAACACCUUCGUGCUGAUGCAGCUCUUCAACGAAAUCAACUCCCGCAAGAUUCACGGAGAGAGGAACGUCUUUGCUGGCAUCUUCCGCAAUGUCAUCUUCUGCUGUGUGGUCUUGGGCACAUUCAUUAGCCAGAUUCUUAUCGUGGAAUUUGGAGGCAAACCCUUCAGUUGCACAGGCCUCACUCUGUGCCAGUGGUUUUGGUGUCUCUUCAUCGGAAUUGGAGAGCUGCUGUGGGGCCAGGUCAUUUCUGCAAUACCCACCCAGUCUCUGAAGUUCCUGAAGGAGGCUGGGCAUGGAACCGCCAAAGAGGAGAUCACCAAGGAUGCGGAGGGUCUGGACGAGAUUGACCACGCUGAGAUGGAGCUGCGCCGAGGCCAGAUCCUCUGGUUCCGGGGCCUGAACCGUAUUCAGACUCAGAUCGACGUAGUUAACACAUUCCAGACUGGAGCCUCUCUUAAGGGAGUCCUAAAACGACAGACCAUGAGUCAACAGUUUGAUGUAAAACUUGUUCCUAGCUCAGCCCAUAUCAAAGUGGUGAAAGCAUUCCAUAGCUCCCUCCACGAGAGCAUUAUGAAGUCCUCGCACCAAAACUCCAUCCACAACUUCAUGACCCACCCGGAAUUCGCCAUAGAGGAGGAGGAGGGGCCACGAACACCAGUCCUGGAUGAGCAAGAGGAGGGCAGUUCCGACAAGGCUUUUCCAUCUGGGACGAGCGUGUUUCCGACUGACGAUGAGGUCACUCCAUAUGCCAACACAAACAACAAUGCGGUGGAUUGCAACCAAGUGCAGGUCAUUGCCUCCCACUCAGACAGCCCUCUCCACAGCCUGGAGACUUCCGUUUGA